Gongylonema pulchrum is the source of this 201-nucleotide messenger RNA. NCBI's taxonomy places the organism in Eukaryota, Metazoa, Nematoda, Chromadorea, Rhabditida, Gongylonematidae. The record is from the annotation of a GenBank genome assembly.
AUGCAUGAAAAGUACGAUUGGUACUAUAUAAUGCCCGAUACAACUUAUGUAAAUCCGUUCGAACUUAUGCGAUUUGUGAAUCAUGUGAAUUGGAAUCGUCCGGUUGCAGUUGGAUACAGGGACGAUGAAGAUACGACAAGAUGCAGCUUACAUGCUGGAAUUCUCCUGUCAAAUCCGGCUAUGCAAUUGCUAAUGCAGUAA